AUAGUAGCCCGACCCAAUCCGAAAGCCCAGAUUCAGUUCCACCUGAAGUGCCGUCGUCAAAAGGUGUCACUUUUCAUAUUCCAGUGCAAACGACCCGUCUCCUCCUCAAUCGUUUUUGGUGGCAAAACUCAUGGAGAAGAUGAUAGCUCUCAGAUCCCUCUACCGUUCUCUCUCUUCCAGAUCUUACCGAACCGCCGCCGCCGCCGCCACCCAUCAUCUGCCACGUCACCACCACCACUCCGCCGCCGGCGCUGCUCGAACCCUCUUCAACUUCGCUUCCCCAAACUCCAAGAACCAAUCUUUCGAUGAACAGAGGUCUCCUCUUUCGACGAGUUUGGGGAGGGUGCGGUGUUUCAGUAACGAUGUGGGUCAUUUUCCUGAGAUUAAAGACCCUCAGCUGCUCUACGCUUUCAAGGACUUGAUGGCUGCAAAUUGGGAUGAGCUCCCUAGUACUCUUGUCACUAGAGUCAAGGCUGCAUUGUCUAAGAACACUGAUGACCAGGCUGGCAAAGAGCAUCUCACCAAUGUGUUGCGUGCCGCCGAAGCUGUGGAGGAGUUUGGAGGGAUGGUUAUGCAGCUGAAGAUGGAUAUGGAUGACAGUGUUGGUAUCAGCGGAGAGAAUGUGAAGAAGUUGUCGGAUGAGUAUGUGAAUGCGCUGAAGACGAUUUACAGUCGCUACGCUGCCUAUUUGGAUGCAUUUGGGCCUGAUGAGACCUACUUGCGGAAGAAGGUGGAGACUGAGUUGGGAACCAGGCUGAUAUACUUGAAGAUGAGGUGUAGCGGCAUUGGUUCUGAGUGGGGAAAGGUCAGCGUUCUCGGAACUUCUGGACUGUCAGGGUCAUACGUUGAGCAAAGAGCUUAGUCACAGAGUUUUGUAUUGUCUACUGACCGGAAGAUUUCGUGUGUUUCGCGAUCAUGUUUGUAACUGAAAUCGGGCCAAUCAAACUCUCCUAGAAAACCUUGAUAUAUAGGUUUUGAUGGCAGUUAAUAAGAGCAUGUUAGUGUUUUUGAUCUAUGAAUGGAAUAAUGCAAUCAUGCAAUUGCUUUUCUGAUAUGUUCUUGAUCAGUUUCUUUUGCCUCUGCGGAGUGUUGCUUUUAUAAGUCAGUUAAUUCGUGAUUUAUAUAUACUUGUGUAGUUCAUCUCAUCUGCGGGACAGUUAAUAAGAAAUGUAACAAGGGAAUCCAUUAGUCAGAUGUUUUAUUUGACAGUUUCAUUACAAC
Molecule: messenger RNA, 1221 nt
Organism: Fragaria vesca subsp. vesca
Lineage: Eukaryota; Viridiplantae; Streptophyta; Magnoliopsida; Rosales; Rosaceae
Exons: 4
Coding region: 131-862 (243 amino acids)
Biological process (GO): tricarboxylic acid cycle
Cellular component (GO): respiratory chain complex II (succinate dehydrogenase)
Source: RefSeq, a predicted model, not a curated record